AUAAACCGAGAAAGCUGGUGUACAAUAAAGCCGUGCCCUGAUACAGCGUCUCUGUUGGCCCCCGCACAGAGCCCAGAAUGUGAGAACUUCCUGGAUGUUGGACUGGGCAGAGAAUGUGCCUCAAAACAAGGUGUCCUCAAAAGAGAAUCUGGCAGUGACUCUGACCUCUUUCACUCACCCAGCGAAGAAGUGGACAGCAUCAUCUUCCCCAAGGUACUGUCCCCCUCAGUAUGCGACUCCUGCUCCCAGCCGCGGAUGCAGCCAGCAAGGCGGGUCUCCUCCUCCGUCCGCAUCUCUCCACAUCUCCUUAAGUCUAAAACCCUUUUUUCUCUUGGCUGUUCUUACUCCAGUGAUGAGGAGGAGGAGUUGCAUAAUUCACGGCCGUUCCUCGGUACCAGUGCCAACCUGACCAAGAGCAUAACAGAAGAGACCUAUAGUUUCCUGCCACAGAGCCCCUCCAAGAAAGAUUUUGAAGGGAAGAGUGGAACGAAAGUCAGUCGUACAUUCAGCUACAUCAAGAAUAAAAUGUCCAGCAGUAAGAAGAGCAGAGAAAAGGAAAAAGAGAAAGAGAAAAUCAAAGAGAAGGAGAAAGAUUCGAAGGAGAAGGAGAAGGACAAGAAGAUCGUCAACGGGCACACUUUCAGUUCCAUCCCUGUUGUGGGUCCGAUCAGCUGUAGCCAGUGCGUGAAGCCCUUCACCAGCAAGGACGCCUACACGUGUGCAGGUAAGCGACCGGCCUCUUCCUUUUUUCUGUUUUCAGGGGAGAAUGCAGAGCGCUUAAAGAAGACGUACGGCAAGUUUUGUGGGCAGCAUAACCAGUCUGUGAACUACUUUAAAGACAUUUAUACCAAGGACAAGCGGUUCCAGGCCUUUGUGAAGAAGAAGAUGAGCAGCGCCGUCGUGAGGAGGCUGGGAAUCCCAGAGUGCAUAUUGCUGGUGACCCAGCGGAUCACCAAAUACCCAGUUUUAUUCCAAAGAAUAUUGCAGUGUACCAAAGACAAUGACGUGGAGCAGGAAGAUCUGGCUCAGUCCCUGAGCCUGGUGAAGGAUGUGAUUGGAGCUGUGGACAGCAAAGUGGCAAGUUAUGAAAAGAAAGUGCGUCUCAAUGAGAUUUAUACAAAGACAGACAGCAAGUCGAUCAUGAGGAUGAAGAGCGGCCAGAUGUUUGCCAAGGAGGAUUUGAAGCGGAAGAAGCUUGUGCGGGACGGGGCUGUGUUUCUGAAGAACGCAGCAGGAAGGUUGAAAGAGGUUCAGGCAGUUCUGCUUACUGACAUUUUAGUGUUCCUUCAAGAAAAAGACCAGAAAUACGUCUUCGCAUCACUGGACCAGAAAUCAACAGUGAUCUCGUUAAAGAAGCUGAUUGUCAGGGAAGUAGCACAUGAGGAGAAAGGUUUAUUCUUAAUCAGUAUGGGGAUGAAGGACCCAGAGAUGGUGGAAGUGCAUGCCAGCUCCAAGGAGGAGCGAAACAGCUGGAUUCAGAUCGUUCAGGACACGAUCAACACCCUGAACAGAGAUGAAGAUGAAGGAAUUCCUAGCGAGAAUGAGGAAGAAAAGAGGAUGCUGGACACCAAAGCCCGAGAACUGAAAGAGCAACUUCAACAGAAGGACCAGCAGAUCCUCCUCUUACUGGAAGAGAAGGAGAUGAUUUUCCGAGACAUGGCUGAGUGCAGCACCCCCUUGCUGGAGGAUUGCUCCCCAACUCACAGCUCUAGAAUCCUCUUCCGCUCCAACACAGAAGAGGCUCUCAAAGGAGGACCUUUAAUGAAAAGUGCAAUAAAUGAGGUGGAGAUCCUUCAAGGUUUGGUGAGUGGAAGCCUGGGAGGCACGCUUGGGCAGGCUGUCAGUAGCCCUAUUGAGCAAGAAGGCAUGGUUGGUCCUGUUUCCUUGCCCCGGAGAGCAGAGACCUUUGGAGGAUUUGACAGCCACCAGAUGAAUGCUUCAAAAGGAGGUGAGAAGGAAGAGGGGGAGGAUGGCCAAGAUCUGAGGAGAACCGAAUCCGAUAGUGGUCUGAAAAAGGGUGGAAAUGCUAACGUGGUAUUUAUGCUUAAAAGAAACAGUGAGCAGGUUGUCCAGAGUGUCGUUCAUCUCCACGAACUCCUCAGCACGCUGCAGGGCGUGGUGCUGCAGCAGGACAGCUACAUCGAGGACCAGAAGCUGCUGCUGGCCGAGCGCGUCCUCGCGCGGAGCUCGUCGCGCCCCAGCUCCCUGGUAGAGCAGGAGAAGCAGCGUAGCCUGGAGAAGCAGCGCCAGGACCUGGCCAACCUGCAGAGGCAGCAGGCGCAGCACCAAGAGGAGAAGCGGCGGCGCGAGCGCGAGUGGGAGGCCCGCGAGAGGGCGCUGCAGGAGCGCGAGGCCCGGCUGGCGCAGCGCGAGCAGGACGUGCGGCGCGGUUGGCACCCGGUGCUGAGUAGGUCUUAG
Molecule: messenger RNA, 2418 nt
Organism: Leptonychotes weddellii (Weddell seal)
Lineage: Eukaryota; Metazoa; Chordata; Mammalia; Carnivora; Phocidae
Source: RefSeq, a predicted model, not a curated record